Paraphaeosphaeria sporulosa is the source of this 1110-nucleotide messenger RNA. RefSeq lists its product as uncharacterized. The transcript has a single exon. Bases 1 to 1110 code for a protein of 369 amino acids. Lineage: Eukaryota; Fungi; Ascomycota; Dothideomycetes; Pleosporales; Didymosphaeriaceae. The record is from RefSeq and is a predicted model, not a curated record.
AUGUUCGUUCCCCGCGCUCUCCGGCUCAAGGGCGUCAAGGAGGCACAAAAGCGAAAGCCAAACCAGCCCCAACGUCCAGACUCUAUCGAAGUUUCAAGUGAUGAUGGGCUUGUGCAGGCUAUGCAGAAUGCAAGCACCGAUUCCGCCGCACCGUCUCCUGCAGCUCAAAUGGAAGGAGUAAUCGAGACGGCAAAAGACACGAAGAGUGCCAAGCCGAGUACCACGACAGCAAAUUCGGAGUAUCUUGCCCAGUUGGUUUCUGGAAUAGAGUUAAUAUUCACGGACUAUGCACAUCAAGAUAAAUUGGGGGCAAAAUGGCUCGACGAGCGGUAUAGGACAGUCGACGAAGGAGAGAAAUAUAUCCAUCUCACAGCCAUCCUCGAACACCACAACAUCUCAACCUUGAAGCCGCAAGCAACUCAAGCUCUCCUCCGGCAGGCCCUCCAAAACGUCUCCAGCCCAAGCCUGGAUAUCUCUCCCUCAGGUUUCUACGUCCGCCGCCGCCCCUCCACCUAUCCUGCUCGUUUCGUCCCGCCAAAGUCCUUCUCUACCGUCGACGACUCAGGCCUCAGCUUCUGGGACCAACGCACAAUCUACGUCGAACCGCACAUUCGGCACCUAUGCAAGACGCCCGCCAAAGUCGCGCACUGGCUCAAAGAACACGGACAGCUAAGAGCGAAGUGGCUGCCCGUGCAGGCGGUGCAUAUGCUGUAUAAUAGCUGUGCGUUCGUGGUGCUGAGCGGAAAUGUCAUGCAUGAGGAUCAGUGGAGCAAGUGGAGGGCAAGUGGAAAGCCGGAAAAUUGGAAGGUCAUGACGAAGGUGGAGAAUAUGCGGAGGACCGAGGAGUAUGAGAAGAUGGUGAGGGAGAGUAGGGCAGAGGCGGGGAAGCAGAGGAGAGAAAGCAAAGGGAAUGAGCAGGACGACAGCCGGAGCGGUGUGCAGGAAGCGUAUGGCACUGGUAUUGAAGGCAGUUGUGAACAGGUCGCGAUCAAGACAAAGAAGAAGAAGCGCAAGAGAGGAAAGAACACUACAAGCGCGGCGGAUGAUGAAGCAGACGCAGAGGCAACUCCCGAGACAGACGGAGACCGCAGGAACAAGCGGAGAGCCUAA